Bombyx mandarina (wild silkworm) is the source of this 1356-nucleotide messenger RNA. RefSeq names its product lipase member H-B-like. The record is from RefSeq and is a predicted model, not a curated record. Lineage: Eukaryota; Metazoa; Arthropoda; Insecta; Lepidoptera; Bombycidae.
UUUUACGAACUAAGCCAACGCAUUCUAUUAUUUUUCCCAAACAAUUCCAAGGAGAACUAGUAAAAAACAUUAAUUAUAAUUUUCGAUAGUGACUCGGCGUGAGUCCGUCCAUCACUGCAGUGCCAUAUAACAGUGCAUAAGUGUCCGGGGCGCACGUGUUAUGUAAGAGCGGACCGCGAUGUGGAGGCCGGCGCUUUGCUGCCUCGCCGUGCUCCUGCCCAGCUUGUUGGCCGACCACUUCGACGAACUCCUCAGGACUGUCUCGCAGACCUGUGAAGUGCUUCCACUGAAUAUUCUCUUCUCGCGUCAAGUGACCCUCGAGUCUUCACACCUGGACGUAGUGGAAUUCAUGAAAGCCUCACGCCGAACGUAUAAGCUUACCAAAGCUCAUCUUAAAAUCAGGCCCAUGAAACUUAAAAACCUUGUUCUCUACAUCCCAGGGUGGUGGAACACGCCUAAUGAUGAGUCUUCUGUGGCUAUAGUGAACUCUUUACUACAGAGGAAUACUGUAGUAUUUCUAUUAGACACAUGCCUCUCUUUCUGCAGAGGAUACGUCGACUCAGCGUCACGAAUCACAGCCAUAUCGAACUCUUUGUUCUCCUUCAUGGAGAAGUUACACCAAGAUGGAUUUCCUAUGGCUUCAGUUCAUAUUGUCGGCUUCAGUUUAGGUGCUCACGUGGCAGGCGCUGCUGGCAGAUUGGUUCACUCCAAACUGUACAGUAAAUUCGGUAAGAUCACAGCUUUGGACCCCGCACGGCCAUGCUUCGCGAGAACCGACAAUAAACUUGAGAAAAAUGAUGCGUUAUUCGUGCAAGUAAUUCACGCCAGCACCGGGGUCCUGGGAGUCGAAGAGGCGACCGGCCAUGUAGAUGUCUACAUCAACGGUCUGUCCGGGAAGCAGCCGGAAUGUAGAAAUAAGAGUAUCACCUUUGAAUGCGAUCACGCUCAAGCCUGGAAAUUAUAUUCUGCGUCUGUUGUGAACGAAAAUUCACUUACAGGCAGAAGAUGUGAGAGCUGGCGGGAGUUAGAAAGAGAAAAUUGCACUGGAGAUGAGACUGUUCUUGGCUAUAGCUGUCGAUCGGAUAUCAGAGGAGUUUUCUUGUACAAGUCGAAGGAAAGUAAAAAAAGGCAAGCGGUUACAUUGAAAGUGUUCAAUCCUUUAGAUUUUAGAACAUGGUUUUCGAGAUAGUGUUUUAAAUGUUUCGGUGUGAAAUCUUCUUUGGGCUCCGCAAAAUUAUAAAGUAGGUACAAGAAUUGGUAGUUAUUAAGUGGGAAGAUGAUUUAGUUUUCAUUGUAUUUGUAGCUCUUGGCUGUGAUUUGCGAUUUUAAUUUAAAUAUUAAAGGACUUUUUAAUUU